UGAUGGUUAACCCUUGGUUAAGGUUUGGCAAGGAGGAUUCCCGUGCUAAGUGUACAAGAGUUUGUUAAUAAAUAAAUUAGUCACGACAAUACAAUUAUAAGAAGUAAACGAUGGCAUCGGGACUGGAGAGUUACGUGAAUCACACGGUGUCAAUUAUUACAUCUGAUGGCAGAAAUUUCAUAGGGACGCUAAAAGGAUUUGAUCAAACGAUCAACUUAAUAUUGGACGAGUCCCAUGAACGUGUAUAUAGCACCACGCAAGGAGUAGAGCAAGUCGUCUUAGGAUUGCACAUCAUCCGAGGAGAUAACGUGGCAAUCGUAGGAGAGCUAGACGACGAAAUGGACGCACGAUUAGAUCUAUCAACAAUUCGGGCAGAUCCAUUGAGUGCUGUAAUACAUUAAAAUAUUUUAAAUACAAUUCCGCAAACUGUUGACUUUCAAUCACCCA
This is a messenger RNA of Orussus abietinus, 447 nucleotides long. RefSeq names its product U6 snRNA-associated Sm-like protein LSm8. The coding region runs from base 111 to 401 and encodes 96 amino acids. Gene Ontology annotation, molecular function: RNA binding. The record is from RefSeq and is a predicted model, not a curated record. The transcript has 4 exons. Gene Ontology annotation, cellular component: U6 snRNP; U4/U6 x U5 tri-snRNP complex; precatalytic spliceosome. Lineage: Eukaryota; Metazoa; Arthropoda; Insecta; Hymenoptera; Orussidae. Gene Ontology annotation, biological process: mRNA splicing, via spliceosome.